Echinostoma caproni is the source of this 7194-nucleotide messenger RNA. Lineage: Eukaryota; Metazoa; Platyhelminthes; Trematoda; Plagiorchiida; Echinostomatidae. The record is from the annotation of a GenBank genome assembly.
AUGGAUUGUGGUGCUUCCAUGACUGCCGUGAAUGACACAGUCAAUUUGGAUGAGGAUAGUAAUAACAGUUUGGUCAAAGAUGACCUCAUAACCUUGGCGUGGCGUCUUACCCAAAUGAAGGGACAGGAAGUGAACAACACGGUCAUCGGUGACAAUCGAGAGCUCAUCGGCUCCAAUGAGGACGGAGAUGGAAAAGAUGCCGCAGAUCUCGAGUCCGUACUCGGUCCGGAUGCUGAUCGUUUGAGCGCUGCAGAUCAUGUGUCCGAUUCGUUUCUGCAAUCCCUGGUCAACGACUCUCCCGGUCUCGCCUUGGGCAGUGCCGAUGACGAUGAUGCCGACGCGGAUGUCGAAACCGCACGUUUGUUCGAUUCUGACUUCGGUGUCUGUGUCACGGAUGAUCCUUUGGACGAUCCCGCUCAGACGACCAAUGUGAACCAACAGCACACAGGUGUGUCGCACCAAGGAUCAUCGUGCAUGGAUAGUGCCACUCAAUUUGAAUUGGAUUUGGAAGCAUUUGCGAAAUCCGAUUGUCCCCUGGACACCAGCGCAUCCGGACACUCAGUCCCCGUGCCUAGUUCGCAACAAGUGCGCUCCCUAUUCCAAAACAGUUCCAACGCACACCAUCAUCCGGCUAAUCGGUCACGUGGGCUUCCAUGUGACCUCUCACGAACCAUGUCAGCGGAGUCAAAACUUCUCGGUCUAUUUGGUUCUGGUACGCGUCGGCACGGUAGUAAAACUCAUCGCUCCACUCAGGAAGAUGAUUUUCUUGCUGUCGAUUUUGCCGACGCCGAUGGAGACUACACAACUGCAGAACAGUUCAAUGAGGCUCUCCUACUUCUUGGUCCACAACCCAAUUCCCCCGUCGAAUUAUCUCUUACGUAUGAUAAAUCGAUUAAGGAGCCUUGCGAAUUACAACCACCACAGGAAACCCACGAGACCGAACCCCAAGUAAAACCAGCAGAUCAAACAGAGAACCAUGCUCCAGAAACGACCGCAUUAAUGGAUCAGUUGCCCUCGAUUGUACCGAAUAGUCCGCGGAGGCUUACCUAUUUAUCCGAGCAAGAAAUCUGUAUUGAUCUCGAAUGUUUCGAUUGCGAGUCAGAAGACGAUACUGUUUCCGAAAGGGCCGUUGUUACCAUCACAACUGAAGAUGUUAGUUCAAAAUGUUUAAGACCCCUUAUGGAAACCACAGUUGCACAAUCUCCGAAGCUUUGCACGUUUCAGCUUCCAUUGGCAACCGUCUUAUUGGACACAAUUGAACAAACCGAGCCUGUAAUGCACACUUUUCCGGAAAUCACAAAAAUCGAAGUCUAUAGAUCGAGUGAACAAGAUACUGUACACAAUGCAUCGAAUCCUACUACUCCAACGCAACUCAUGGAAUCGGUAGAUAUUCCUCAAGACUCAAAAUCGGUGGAAGUUUCUUCAAUGAUUCUUGAGUCACGUGACACCAAAAGCGGGGAUUCAGAUGAAGAAGCCACACUGGCCAUGAGGUUAGAUUCUAAUCAAAUACCUGCUGAGGAACAUGUGUUCAACACAGACUCGGCUAAAAACCAGCACUAUAGUUCUGUCAGGCGCUCGAUUCCCCGUAAUGUUCGACCAGCAAAACGUCAAUUUCGGGCUCGUUCCAUCAGUCUGGCUACUCCGUUAGAGUUGGCUGCUUCAACUCCAACUCGAGUCUCGCGUAAUCGCCGUCGUUUGCUCAGUGCACCAUCGCAGAUCCCACCAUUAUCUGCCGUCUUACGACAUACACGUCAAUCAAGCACUCGAUACGCAUCUCUCAAGAAAACCGAUUCUGACGAUCAUCCAUCUAUAUCUGGUUCGGAUUCUCAAAAACUAUCACCACAACCUCAUAUGGCUGCGGUUCCUAGCACAGAACAGUCUUCACAUUUAUCCGCGGACGAAUCAGCCACCGAGCCAAUGCAAGCUCAGUCUAUUCUUACUGUGCUGGCCUCAUCUUCCGCUCUCCUCGAGGCUGCUGCUGAUUUAGGUUCGGAGUCAGACGUUUCACCAGUCAAAUCCAGUUUGGGCUUAGAUACUUUGGAUCGGAUGUUGAAGAACUGUCAAAAGCGAAGCCAACAAGCUUUGUGCGACACAACAGAUAGCAAGUCUAGUUUGGUCAGCUCUUUGGAGAGUGAUGCAACUGGGGGCUCCCAGACAGCAACAGGACAGAGUACAGUGCCGAUGACCUGUUUGGGCACAGAACAAGAUCGAUCGAUUGCCUCUGAGGGAGCCUCGACUGAACCCGACGCAGCAGAUACAACCAGUCUUAGUAACUGGACUUCCAUCACUGACUGUGAUAGAGAAACCACCUCAAAACCGAUUGUUAGUGAUGUCGAUGGUGGCAGUCAUCGUCGUCGCCGUCGAGUGGUUGGAAGACGAAGCAAAAAGACAAUUUCUCGUCGACGAAAACAGCCAGAACGCGUCCAAGCUUCCGAAGGCACCAGGUCGUCCGAAACCGACCAAAUCAGAUCGGAUUCUGUUGAACUGGAAUUCACGUACCCAACCGAAAAGAACACACUGUUGACACCGACAUCCGAUCACGCUUCUUCUGAUGCGUUACGGGCUUCCUCGAUCGAUUCAAUGGCUUCCAACUUACCACUCACUGGUUUCCUUUUUUGUUCCUCCGAGAGGCCACACUCGUUUGGUCUGUCCUCAGAAUCUAUGGCCGCAAUCCAGUCUGCAAAUAAUUCGGUGCCGAUUGGAGAUUUCAGUCAACAUCUGCCGCAGCUGACAUUAGCUCAGGGUGGUCCACUGUUUCCGGAUCUGCCACCGUCACCCACAGAUGUCCUGUUUCACGAAUGCGAUUUAUGCAAAUCAGACUCUGUGAGACCAAUCGAAACGAACCCCGAUCCUGUGGAACAACUAAACAUAGAACAGAGACAUGAGCCACAACCGCUUGAGCGCGUCCAUCACGGGCGCCUCAAAUCGAAAGAUUCACCUAGUAUUCAGCCUGCCAAAGCUCAGGCCCAGUCGAGCGGUUUUUUCAACUCUACCACAGUGAUUUCCACCACAUCCCGUCCAAUUCAUUCACGGGUACCACCACCGCAUCGACGAAGGCGAAAGCGUUCCGGGCGGUCACGAUCCGCGGGUAAAGUCAGCCACAGUACACUGGAGUCUACGGAAACACACACGAGUCUAUGCCCGCCCCGAAGCGCAUUUGAUUUGGCCAUUAUUACUCCGAUCAACCUAAAGAAACCGUCUAUUGAUGCACCGUUUGCUCGAUUUGCUGUGAAUCCUGAGCUGCCCACAUUCGCGGAUGUACAAACCAAUGGAUUAGGUGAUGCAUUCGCUCGCAAGUCAGACGGUCCUCCGAUCUGGGAUUCCGGUCUUUGUCCAGGGGCUCCACUGUUUGUGAACACCACGGUCAAGACGUCUGAGAGCGAACAGAACAAGAUGGAAACACACUCGCUGUCUCCGACUGCUCUGAUCGAUACAUCAUCCGAAGUUGCUGAAACAAGUUCCGAUCGUGUCUCACUUAGUUCCACCGCAUUUCAUGACGACGAGAAGCCGAAUCCAACAACAAGCUGCUGUCUGUCUGAUUUGGCUUCAUUUUCACCACAUCUGACCAUUGCCUCAUCCACUGGAUCCCUCUCACUAUUUGAUCAGUCGAUCGGAACUUUUCCGGUUCUUCGAAUUCCACCAUUCGGUCAGAUGCCCUCGUUGUCCGUAAUUGCCACUUCACAGUUGCCCAAGACUGGAGAUAUGGGUGCUGUUGCUCUAUCUACACCGAGUCCAGCAGCUUCAUUGGCUACACCACCGUCUCUACUCGCAGGUGCUGUCGCAUUCAAUACGGACGCUGUGGCCACAAUUCCCGGGCUUAAAUUACCAACAGCUACUGGAUUGUCUUCGCUUUCCAUCACCACCACCACGCGAGUACCCGGAUCAACAUUCGGUAGUUUUGCGGGUGCUGCAGCUUUUCGUGCGACAAGCUUCAGUGCGUUGGCUGCAAAAGCUGAAAGUUCUUCCGAUAAGUCUAAAGGUCUAUUGUGGACUGAACGUUUAACAUUCUCCGAUCUGGCUAAAGUGGCUUGCCAAUCAGACCUAGCGAAACCCCUGGCUUCGAAUCGGUCCAAUGUCAGCGGGUGGGGUCAAGAAACGGAACAAUCUGAAAACCGGCUUAACGGUUUAUCUUCUGUCCGCCUGUUUCAAAAUUACACUCAGAGCGACCCGCAAAACAAUUCGGAUAGUGGUCCGGCAUCUCAGCACACAUCCGAUGAAGGAGAGCAGUCCACCAGUUUAUUGCUCAGUACAUCUGUGGUCGUAAAUGGCACUUCAUGCGAACUGGCGGUAUCCAGUACAUCCGAUUUGGAUCCUCCAUCACCAAGCACAACGAACCUUUUUGAGCCGACCGAUGUUUCUAGACGUGAACCGAAGCCAACAAAGACGACACAUUCUUCAAGGAAAGGUUCACGGCGUCGUCGAGGAUCUCGCAAAGCGUCGCAGUCGAUACGUAAGCACAAAACAAGCCAACUGGUCCCGGAUUUUGAACAAGGAUUUAGUCUUCCCGUCAAUCCAACAACCGCCGAAAAUCUCGAUCUCCAAUAUACUCCGCAUGACAUUACCCGCGGCGAUCCACUAUCACCCAUAGCAACUCACGAAGAUUCAAUUCCUCUUUCUGUGACCAAGGAAGAUUCGACACCGAUCUUGGAUACUCAAAAAGAUUCAUUUCCACCCAUCACAACUCAUGAAGAUCCAACCCCGCCCGCUGCUGAAGACUCAUUUCCACCGUUAGAUACGCGUGAGCAUUCAUUGUCUCCUACCGCAACUCAAAAAGAUUCGAUCCAGCUUAGCACUACCAAUGAAGCUCCCACAUUACCGUUAAAAACUCAUAGUGAUUCCCUCUCACUCGUGGCCACUCAUGAAGAUUCCCCGCCUAUUGUUAGCAAUCACGAGGAAUCACCCCUGAUUGUUCGAACAGAUGAAGAUUCAUUCUCACCUGUGGCGAAUCACGAGGAUUCGCUCUUGCCUGCCACUAUUCACGAGAAUUCACUUCCGACUGGACUUUCUGAACCGAAAUCUAGUCCACCGAAAGUGGAAACGUUUUCGGAAACGGUAGCUCAGGAGACUGAACACGUAUGGGAAGCUGUUCCAGCCCAAGUAGACGAUCAGGCACUCGAAUGUUUUGAUGCACCAGUUGUAGAGACUUCCAAUACAUCAGAGAUUACAGCGACUGAACCGAAGACUGAUUCGGCGCCUCUAGGUGAUUACGAAGUCAGUGCGAUUCCGUCUACGCCUAUUACGAAUGAACCCGUAUCCUCUCCCAAACUGGAAUCCAUACCGGAUCGUCCUGAAAGUACAUCCCCGGCAAUCGAACCAGUCGUUGAAACCCUACCUGUUGCUUCACUGUGUCCAGAAGAAGAUGCAACUUGUAUCACAAAUUUUGAUGUCACUCAUUCACCGGUGGACGAAAUCAUCACCUUACCACUGGAUCAGGAAGAUUGCAUCGCAUUGGCUGCUGAACCGGAAUCAGUAACGAAUUCAAACGACGCGCAUGAUGCUUCCGAAAGUGAAAACCUUCUGACACCAUCUAAAGGCUUGGAAUUGUCUGAAGACGGAAUCAAUGAAGUCGGUAUGCAUUCGUCGGAGACUGAACCAGACCCGACGCCUUCUACAGCCAACGCGGAGCCGUCUCGGGAGGAAGAUGAAUCUACGCACCCUAAAAGCUCUUCGCAUUCUGAUACUGAAGCACCAAACCCAUCGGGAUCAACUGAUCAUAAUCCAUGUCCACCGAUUCGACUCCGUCUGAAUUUGAAACUCGCCACGGUCGAGCAUUCACAAAGCCGUGGAAAGAAAACGAAAAAAUCCAAGCGUCGUCACGCUCAAAAAAUUAUUUCUGCACUGCCCAUGCAGCAUCAAAACAGUCCAAUGACAGCUGUCGUUUCAGCCCGAACACCCACUUCCUUGAGUAUUCGUCUAGCGCCGAGGCCAAAAAUUACUCGACUCCCCGUAACCCAACGCAUUCUUAGUUUAAAUCCACCGGAGUCACAAACUCGCGAUUCUAUUCCGAGGCGCGCGCGCUCGCGACGUGCCGGUCACCGAGGUCCACGCAGCAGAUCUGAUCGUGGCAUUUCAAGCGUCCCAGACAGUACAACAGUUACGGUUCAGAAUGCAGCCGUAGCUUGGACAAGCAAUAAUCCAUCGACCACUACCCAUUCGAACACACAAGUUUACACAGUCGUCCCCAAUGCGACGCGGUCCGUCAGUGCCUCUCGAUCUUCCGCUGCAGGUCCAGUCUCUCGCACCGGCUAUCCUCCACGUUUGGGAUCGGUUUUUGCGAAGAAAAUAUUUUCUACUGCAAAACAGGAUCGACGUAGCAGUUAUGCACACCUGGCCCAACCUUGGCGAUCCAGCAUGCGUGGUUCUCCGCGCAAACGCGGAUUAUCUCGACCGCAGUCCGGGGCACCGAUGAACAAACCAUCCGGUUCUGUUUCCCAACCGGGCCCCCCGACGACCGAUCCGAAAACCGCUCCUGCUCUUCCGGUCCCAUCCACUUCACCGGCAAUUCGUGGUAUCAUCGGUCGACGUGGUCGUCGAGGCUCCGGUCGAGGUCGCGGUCGCUUGAGCAAACGCGCCUUAUCCGUGGACACGGAUCUGAGCGACAAACGAGUAAAUGGUCAUCAACAACGCUCGAUUCCAUCCGCUGAUCCACCAGCUAUUCGCUUGGUUAUUCGGUUGGGAAAACAUGUACAACAGACACAGUCCAUGGAACGUGUGAUUCACAACGCAUCCUCGGUGUCCCCAGCCGUGACUCGUAGUCCAUCUCAAAAUUCCGAAUCGGAUCAAGAAGUGAUGCGAUUCACUCAGGCUUCUGCCACACGAUCGGACCUGCUACUGAAUGAACGAAUUGCCGAUGCGGAUGAAGACGGAGAUGAUGAAGUGGUUGAUCCUGGGGAAAGCGGAGCAGUGGUUGAACCGGAUGAUGUUGAAGACGAUUUGAAUUCCACCGACGAAUUGCCACCAUUUGAGUUUUGCACGGCCACCGAAGCAGAGACUUACAUGGAUCCGAACCAAGUUCGUAUUCAUCGAAUAGUGAAUCAGGCUGUCACGUCCCGAUCCUCAGUUGGUGACUGUUUCCUCGGCUCGGACGACGAAGAUGAAGAUGAUGGUGUGGUCGAUACAAUUCUUAAAGCAACCGCUCCGACAGAUCGACUGGUAUCUUCACUCGGGUUUAACGAGCAUUUACCGACCAAGCAG